This is a messenger RNA of Pseudozyma hubeiensis SY62, 1917 nucleotides long. Its product is annotated as aldehyde dehydrogenase. Lineage: Eukaryota; Fungi; Basidiomycota; Ustilaginomycetes; Ustilaginales; Ustilaginaceae. The transcript has 3 exons. The record is from RefSeq and is a predicted model, not a curated record. The coding region runs from base 1 to 1917 and encodes 638 amino acids. Gene Ontology annotation, molecular function: aldehyde dehydrogenase (NAD+) activity.
AUGUCGACCACGUCGACGACCACAAGCACAUCUAACACGCUCGGUGAACAAACGGGUCGCGCCUCGUUGCUCGAGAUCCAGGAUCAUGCUCGCUUGAUCGAUCAUCAUGCCGCGCACACUUCAAGCAGCAGCACUGCCGGCACGUACAACAGCUCGUCAGCACCACGCGCACCUGCCGCGGGGAUCUGGACUCCUCCAGCUCCCGCCCACGGUGUCCCUGGAGGAGGACUUGGCGCCGAGUGGACGAAUCCAGCCAACUGGCCUGAGCAGCGCGGAACUCCUUCUUACAGACCCAUCGACACGAGUUUGGACUUCACACGACGACCUUGGGCCAACACCAUCCCUGAGACCAUCUUCACAGUUACGAUGAUCGGUCUCGGUGUGCAGGCCAUCGGACUGGCCAACACCUUCUUCAGCGGCACCACAUCCCUUCUACUUCCGUUUCAUCCAUCCAUAGACUCAUCCAAAAUGGCUGUCGGCGUUGCUUCCAAAUUGCUUGAUGCGCCCUUUUCCCACGUGAUCAACGGCAAGACCGUUGACACAAACGGCUUCAAGACGCUCGACGUCAUCGAUCCCGCCACCGAAAAGACGAUCGCACAGGUUCCCAUCGCCACCAAGGAGACCGUGGAUCAGGCUGUAGAUGCUGCUCAGGCCGCUUUUCCUGCUUGGUCCAAGACCACCUGGGACGAGCGAGCCAAACUGCUCCAGCAGUACGGCGAGGAGUACAAGUCCAUGAUCCCCGAGCUCGUCAAGCUUCUGACCGCGGAGCAGGGCAAGUCCACCCAAUUUGCUCAACACGAAUGUGAAAGCAUCCUUCCUUGGUUCACCGAGCUCGCAAAGGUUCGCCUCGACGAGAAGGUGGUUCACGAAGAUGACACCCACAAGGCCAUCGAGCGAUACGUUCCCUUGGGAGUGUGCGCCGGCAUCGUCCCUUGGAACUUCCCUAUCCUCCUCAUGCUCUGGAAGGUGACCCAGGCUAUUGUCACCGGCAAUUGCAUCAUCAUCAAGCCCUCGCCUUUCACCCCCCUCUGCGACAUUCGCAUCAUCGAGGCUGCCCAGAAGUUCUUCCCUGCUGGUGUGGUUCAGAUCGUGGUCGGUGACGAUAACCUCGGUCCUUGGAUCACCGAACACCCGCGCAUCCAGAAGAUUUCGUUCACAGGCAGCACGGUAACCGGUCGUCUCGUAGCAAAGAGCUGCUCCGCCACCCUCAAGCGCUUCACUCUCGAGCUGGGUGGAAACGAUCCCUGUGUCGUUCUCAAGGACCAGAAGGACAUGGCCACCACCGCCCAGAAUGUUCUGCUCAGCGCCUUCUUCAACAGUGGUCAGGUCUGCAUUGCUGCAAAGCGUGUCUACGUCCACGAAGACAUCUACGAUGAAUUCAAGGCAACGCUCGCCGAGGUUGUCAAGCACUUCAAGGUUGGACCAGGUACCGAAGAGGGCGUCAUGUUUGGUCCCAUCAACAACAAGAUGCAGUACAACAAGGUCGGAGAGUUCUUCGAGGAGGCCAAGAAGCAGAACUUCAACAUCCUCUCUGGCGGCGACGUCGAGAAGAAGGCCGGAUACUUCUAUCCGCUCACCAUUGUCGACAACCCGCCCGAGGACAGCCGACUGGUUCAAGAGGAGCCCUUCGGUCCCAUUGUGCCUCUGCUCAAGUGGAAGGACGAGGCAGACCUCGUGAAGCGCAUCAACGAGUCUCAGUGGGGACUUGGAGCCACCGUCUGGUCGUCCGACAUUGAGGGUGCCGAACGCAUCGGACGACAGAUCGAGAGCGGUACGAUUUGGAUCAACUGUCUCGUUCAACACCACCCCGCCGUGCCAUUUGGCGGUAUGAAGAGCUCUGGUAUCGGCGCUGAGCACGGCAAGAACGGUCUGAGCGCUUACUGCCAGGUCCAAGCUCUCUGGGUCCCCAAAGCUUGA